CCCGCCCCGGCCGGAGCCGCCAUGUAACCGGCGCCUCCUGGAGCCCGAGCCGCACGGGCCUAGCCAUGGGGGACGAAGACGAGGACGAGGGCUGUGCGGUGGAGCUCCGGAUCACAGAAGCCAACCUGACGGGGCAUGAGGAGAAGGUGAGCGUGGAGAACUUCGAGCUGCUCAAGGUGCUGGGCACGGGAGCCUACGGGAAGGUGUUCCUGGUGCGGAAGGCGGGCGGGCACGAUGCGGGGAAGCUGUAUGCCAUGAAGGUGCUGCGCAAGGCAGCGCUGGUGCAGCGCGCCAAGACGCAGGAGCACACGCGCACCGAGCGUUCUGUGUUGGAGUUGGUCCGCCAGGCACCCUUCCUGGUCACGCUGCACUACGCCUUCCAGACCGACGCCAAGCUGCACCUCAUCCUGGACUAUGUGAGCGGCGGGGAAAUGUUCACCCACCUCUACCAACGCCAGCACUUCAAGGAGAGCGAGGUGCGCGUGUACGGGGGAGAGAUCACGUUGGCCCUGGAGCACCUGCACAAGCUGGGCAUCAUUUACCGAGACCUGAAGCUGGAAAACGUGCUGCUGGACUCCGAGGGCCACAUCGUCCUCACGGACUUUGGGUUGAGCAAGGAGUUCCUGACGGAGGAGAAAGACCGGACGUUUUCCUUCUGUGGCACCAUUGAAUACAUGGCCCCUGAAAUCAUCCGCAGCAAGUCUGGGCAUGGCAAGGCUGUGGACUGGUGGAGCCUGGGCAUCCUGCUCUUCGAGCUGCUGACCGGGGCCUCGCCCUUCACGCUGGAAGGAGAGAGGAACACACAGGCUGAGGUGUCCCGACGGAUCCUGAAGUGCUCCCCUCCCUUCCCCCCUCGGAUCGGGCCUGUGGCUCAGGACCUACUGCGGCGGCUGCUUUGUAAGGACCCCAAGAAGCGACUGGGCGCCGGCCCCCAGGGGGCACAAGAAGUCAAGAACCAUCCCUUCUUCCAGGGCCUGGAUUGGGCUGCUCUGGCGGCGAGGAAGAUUGCAGCCCCAUUCCGACCCCAGAUCCGUUCUGAGCUGGAUGUGGGUAACUUUGCUGAGGAGUUUACCCGUCUGGAGCCUGUUUACUCACCCUCUGGCAGCCCCCCACCUGGGGACCCUCGCAUCUUCCAGGGAUACUCCUUUGUGGCGCCGUCCAUCUUGUUUGACCACAACAACGCCGUGAUGACUGAUGUGCUAGAGGCACCUGGUGCUGGAGACCGGCCAGGCCGGGCAGCCGUGGCCAGGAGCGCCAUGAUGCAGGACUCGCCCUUCUUCCAGCAGUACGAGCUGGACUUACGGGAGCCCGCUUUGGGCCAGGGCAGCUUCUCUGUGUGUCGUUGCUGCCGCCAACGCCAGAGCGGCCAGGAGUUCGCCGUCAAGAUCCUCAGCCGCAGGUUGGAGGCCAACACACAGCGCGAAGUGACCGCUCUGCGACUGUGCCAGUCGCACCCCAAUGUGGUGAAGCUGCACGAGGUGCAUCAGGACCAGUUGCACACAUACCUGGUCCUGGAGCUGCUACGGGGCGGGGAGCUGCUUGAGCAUAUCCGGAAGAAGCGACAUUUCAGCGAGUCUGAGGCGAGUCAGAUCCUGCGCAGCCUCGUGUCCGCCGUGAGCUUCAUGCACGAGGAGGCGGGCGUGGUGCACCGUGAUCUCAAGCCGGAGAACAUCCUGUACGCCGAUGAGACGCAGGGGGCGCCGGUAAAGAUCAUUGACUUCGGCUUCGCGCGGCUUCGGCCGCAGAGUCCUACCAGGCCCAUGCAGACGCCCUGCUUCACGCUGCAGUAUGCUGCCCCCGAGCUGCUGGCGCAGCAGGGUUAUGAUGAGUCCUGCGACCUCUGGAGCCUCGGUGUCAUUCUGUAUAUGAUGCUGUCGGGGCAGGUCCCCUUCCAGGGGGCCUCCGGCCAGGGCGGGCAGAGCCAGGCGGCUGAAAUCAUGUGCAAGAUCCGUGAGGGCCGCUUCUCCCUGGAUGGGGAGGCCUGGCAGGGAGUUUCUGAAGAAGCCAAGGAGCUGGUCCGAGGACUUCUAACUGUGGACCCUGCCAAGCGGUUGAAGCUCGAGGGGCUGCGGGCCAGCUCGUGGCUGCAGGAUGGUAGCGCGCGCUCCUCACCCCCACUCCGGACACCAGACGUGCUGGAGUCCUCUGGGCCAGCCGUGCGUUCGGGCCUGAACGCCACCUUCAUGGCGUUCAACCGUGGCAAGCGUGAGGGUUUCUUCCUGAAAAGCGUGGAGAACGCGCCCCUGGCCAAGCGGCGCAAGCAAAAGCUGAGGAGCGCGGCUGCCUCCCGCCGCGGCUCCCCGGCGCCUGCCGCCUCUGGACGGGCCCCUGCCAGCAAGGGGCCACCCCGCCGCGCCAACGGCCCCCUGCCCCCCUCCUAGCCGUCUCCACUGUGACCCCCUUCCCCUACAGGGUCUGUGACCAGGGAGCCCGGCUCACUGCCCUCCAGGUGUAGGCCAACGGUUCUGCCCUGACCCCCAGCGUUUACCCUAUUCCCCUAACCCCUUACUCCCCAAAAGACAGAGCAGAAGUAUUUUUAUAAGCAGAGAAUUUUUUAUGUCUUACCAGGUAAAGUUAGAGAUGCAGGGAGGGAGGGGUCCUGUUGAGGAGUGGGGCGUGGGGAGCCCUCUCCCAAGCGCCUACCAGCGAGGGGAGGUGCUUUAUCAAGGCAGGGUGCCACCCUCAUUUCUACAGAGCUGCCACAGGGAGAAACUGGGACCCCUCUCCCCUCGCCCCUGAGGUCCUGCGCCUGGGGGGUGGGUUCCCCUCAAUCUGUCACUUUAUGGACUGUGUGCAAUUCCGUCCACCAAAGACCUGUGUUGGGGGAUUGAGAGAGAGGUCCUGGGGGGCCCGGAAGCACUUACACUUCACUUGGGAUCAACUGCCUCUCCCCUGUUAGGGCUAAGGAAGGAGGCAGGUGACCCCCUAAAAGGGAGGCCCCCUUCUCACCCAACCCUUCCCUUUGGCACAGCUGCCCCUGGCUGGGGAUGCUGAGCCUUGGGGAUCUGGACUGGGCAUUCAUGGUCACUAGCCUCAGCCCAUCCAGGCUGUGCCUUUGACUUUAAAAUAAAAGUCUACCCAGU
Molecule: messenger RNA, 3083 nt
Organism: Chrysochloris asiatica (Cape golden mole)
Lineage: Eukaryota; Metazoa; Chordata; Mammalia; Afrosoricida; Chrysochloridae
Gene: RPS6KA4
Product: ribosomal protein S6 kinase, 90kDa, polypeptide 4
Exons: 17
Coding region: 66-2381 (771 amino acids)
Biological process (GO): protein phosphorylation; regulation of DNA-templated transcription; intracellular signal transduction
Molecular function (GO): protein serine/threonine kinase activity; magnesium ion binding; ATP binding
Source: RefSeq, a predicted model, not a curated record